This is a messenger RNA of Colletotrichum costaricense, 1905 nucleotides long. RefSeq names its product arginyl-tRNA synthetase. The record is from RefSeq and is a predicted model, not a curated record. Gene Ontology annotation, cellular component: mitochondrion; cytoplasm. Gene Ontology annotation, biological process: mitochondrial translation; arginyl-tRNA aminoacylation. The transcript is spliced from 2 exons. Lineage: Eukaryota; Fungi; Ascomycota; Sordariomycetes; Glomerellales; Glomerellaceae. Gene Ontology annotation, molecular function: ATP binding; arginine-tRNA ligase activity. Bases 1 to 1905 code for a protein of 634 amino acids.
AUGGCGACUUUGUCAAUCAACGGCCUUCAAUCUUCACUUGGGAGGCUGAGCCUCGAAAAGCCUCUUCCCUCCUUUCCGGUUGCCGAUGUGUUAGUGCGCCCGUUAGAUAUCUGGCGUUCCUACUUAGCCACUAUCGUGGCGGAGGUGGCAGACUGCGAACCAGCUGUUGCAUAUGAAGCGAUUCAGUCUACGGCUGCCAUUUCGAUGGGCGAUCUAGCCAUCAUUCUGCCUCGUCUCAAGAUCAAAGCGAACGCUGAGGCCGCAGCUGCACUGCUAGACAAGUUUCCGAAGUCACCUCUAUACACCUUUCCAUUCGUCGACGGGGUUCACAUCCGCAUCUUUUCCUCGCCGUUCUUCCUUCCCAGACUUCUCAUCCCCUUCAUAGCCGACCGCAAAGAAUUGUAUGGAAGCGAUGAAGUUUUUGGUUUGAGGGAUGUGGCAUCACCCGAGUCUGGACGCAAAAAGGUCAUCGUCGAGUUCUCGUCGCCCAACAUUGCACAAGAGUUUGAAGGCAGGCACCUACGUAGCACAAUCAACGGUGCUGCUAUCGCCAACCUACAUGAGCGGAUGGGAUGGGAGGUUGGUCGAUUGAACUUUUUGGGCGACUGGGGCAAGAACAUCGCUCUUCUCGCCGUCGGCUGGAACAAGUUCGGCUCGGAGGAAGCCUUUGCCAAAGAUCCCAUUCGUCACUUACUCGAUGUACACAACCAGAUCAACGAGCUGUUUAAGCCUGAGCAAGAGGCAAGCGCAAAGGCAAAGGAGGAAGGAAAGAAUACAGCCGAGAUUGAGUCACAGGGCAUUUACGCUGAACGUGAUGCGUUCUCCAAGAAAUGGGAGGAAGGGGAUGCCGAUGCAUUAGCCCUGACCACCAGGUUCCGCGACGUUUAUGUCGAAGAUUACACCAAAGCCUAUGCUCGUCUCGGCAUCAAGUUUGAUGAGUAUGCCGGAGAGUCACAGUUCACGCCAGAGUCAAUUGCGGAAGUUGAGACAGUCCUCAAGGAGAAGGGGAUAUCCGAGGAGAGCGAUGGUUCGUGGCUCAUCGACUUCAAGAAGCACGGGGCGAAAGGUCUCGGCACUGGUAUGAUCCGCAACCGUACUGGCACGACCAUGUACUUCUCCCGCGACCUAGCCGCGGUACUUGAUCGUGAGAAGAAGUUUGCGUUCGACAAGAUGAUUUACGUCGUCGCUUCGGAGCAGGACUCCCAUUUCCGCUGCGUGAUCAAAGCACUCGAGCUAAUGGGGAGAGAAGAUCUCGCCAAGAAGAUUCAACACGUCAACUUUGGCAAGGUUCAGGGCCUGUCGUCCCAACUCGGCAACGCGCACUUGUUGGGAGACAUGCUGAACCAAUGCGCCAACGCAGUGAGAGACGCCAUGGCGACGGAGGAGAAUGCUGGGGCCCCUCUUGCCGCCGCGGAGCCUUUCGGCAUCACAUCGCUUCUUGCUCAAGACAUGCACACCAAGCGCAGCAACGGGUACGCGUUCGAUAGUAAGAAGAUGACUGAGUUCGAAAGCGAGACUGGCGCCCAUCUUCAACUUCUUUACACCCGACUUUGUUUGACCAUCAAGGAGCUUGGCGCUGACCUGACUGCGCUCGGAGAGAUCGACUACGCGCAUUUAGAAGAGGAAGAGUACACGAAUCUCCUGAGACUCAUGGCACAGUACCCUGAUGUCAUCAACGCUGCGUACAAAACCCUCGAGCCCUCGGCUGUGUUGACGUUCUUGUAUCGGCUGGCCGAACAGUUGUUGGUAUGUCUCGAUGACGAUGAAGGCGAGGGUGAAGACGAAGAGGAGGAGACUGCCGAUGACCCGGCGCUUGACCUUGCACGAGCGGUGCUGUAUGAGAAUGCCAGACAAGUCUUUGAGAAUGGUAUGAAGGUCCUCGGUAUCAGCCCUCUGUCUUCCUGA